CAUAUUUACAGGAUUCAUAACUCUUCAGCACAUUCCAGUAGUAGACUGCAUAAAUAAAUACAGGGUAAAAAAUACUUUGGGGAGCUUGGACCACGGCCAGCUUGCCUGGGUAACUGGACUUUGCGUGGAGCUGGAAGGGUGUUUUUUAAAAGGAGGGAAGCAGAAGAGAACAGCUUGAGAAUCUUGGCUCAGCCUGGGCAUAUUUCCUCCUAACUCUGGCUAAACCUCAGUGCAAACGGCUGGACGGAGGAGUCAGUGCGAAGCUGGGAGGGAGGCUGCGGGGCUCUGCACCAGGACUACAGCAGAGCUUGGAGAGGCUGAGACCAUGCUUUGCCUUUGGGUGCUGGCUUUUAUUUUAGUCCUGCAGGAGCGAGAUCUUCUAGCUGCUGCAGACCCUGUCAGUGUGUUACCUGGAAGCUUGGGAAGAGGAAGUUGGUGUCAUGAACAUGAUACAAUCCACGAACGCUUAGAUGUUAUUGAAGAGAAGGUAAUAAAGACAGUGGAGCACCUAGAAUCAGAAGUCAAGUCACUCCUCAACAUCAUCAAUGAGACAACAUCAAAUAUCCCCAUCGCACCAGAAACCCCAGUUAUGGACAUUUUUGAUGAUGAAACAAAGGAGGUCUACAAAAUACAAAAGUUAUUGGAAGUAUUUUGAUCUUUUAAAUCCAAUUUUGACUCACAAGCCCCUCAACACAAAACUUGUUCCUGGAUAAAUGUUUUUGGAAUAAAUUAAACCACGAUAGAAAUCAUUUGGAUGACACUACCCAUUCUGCACAUCUUCUUAGAAUGCUCAGUCCUCUUCAUCCUCUGCCCAAAUAUCUAUAGUGCAUUUAACAAAGUGAGAGACACUCCUGGUGGAAAACAAACCUCUUGUGGAAAGGUACGAGCAUCCACAGACAUAUUUAUGAAGAGAGUUUUGCCAGUGCUGGGUUUUUUUUGUUAAUUUACACACAUACGUGCGUAUCUAGUGCGCUUACAUCAUAGAAGGUGGGCUCAAAGCAGACAGCAGAAGAGCUUAUGUUGCUCUUAAGUUCUUGUAGUUGGCUGUAUGGAUCUGGUCACCAUGACUGCUAUGUCCUCACCAACUUUGUCAUUCACUAAAAUUACCAGCUUUCUGUGAGGGGCAGUUAAUAGGUAACAAUUAAGUUACUGCCCUGCAAUGACAAUUCACUUUAAAAAGUGUUCUAGCAAAGUGUUAAAGUGAAUUUAAAAUGGAAAUCCUAAGUCAACCUCAGCAUAUUUGCAGCACAUCUACAGUAAGUACUCUUCAGAUGGAGCUUGCAACAACUGCCAAGUGGCUCAAGUACUGUGGAGUUCAAGGACCUUCCUUCUGUGAUUUGGUGAAUCAAAGUGACAAUUACCCACUUUAAAGUAGCAGGACUCAAGUUUUAAAUUAUGUUUAUCUACAAAAAUUGAUCCUGAUCUUGCAGCCAAAAAUAAUUA
Columba livia (rock pigeon) is the source of this 1443-nucleotide messenger RNA. RefSeq names its product placenta associated 9 (gene PLAC9). The transcript has 4 exons. Bases 326 to 655 code for a protein of 109 amino acids. Lineage: Eukaryota; Metazoa; Chordata; Aves; Columbiformes; Columbidae. The record is from RefSeq and is a predicted model, not a curated record.